UGGCAGCUGGCAGUAGUUCCGUCAGAGCGGACAUCUUGUGGCUGUGUCGUGCGCGUGAGCCCCGUAGGGCCGGGGAGGCACCAGCUGCCGCGCGGGGAGGAGGCCGAGGCCGCAGCUUGAGGGAGGCCCCGGCCCCUCUGCGCCUGUGUCUGGCAGAGCCGGUGUGAGACCAAGAGACAAUCCUUCCCAGCCGCCGGGAUAAUCAAGAGUUUUGGCCGGAACUUUGAACACACACCGAGAUAGUGAGGAGCCAGACGAAAAGCACAGACUAUGGCGCUGAAACGGAUUAAUAAGGAACUUAGUGAUUUGGCCCGUGACCCUCCAGCACAAUGUUCUGCAGGUCCAGUUGGGGAUGAUAUGUUUCAUUGGCAAGCCACAAUUAUGGGACCUAAUGACAGCCCAUAUCAAGGCGGUGUAUUCUUUUUGACAAUUCAUUUUCCUACAGACUACCCCUUCAAACCACCUAAGGUUGCAUUUACAACAAGAAUUUAUCAUCCAAAUAUUAACAGUAAUGGCAGCAUUUGUCUCGAUAUUCUAAGAUCACAGUGGUCUCCUGCUUUAACUAUUUCUAAAGUUCUUUUAUCCAUUUGUUCACUGCUAUGUGAUCCAAACCCAGAUGACCCCCUAGUGCCAGAGAUUGCACGGAUCUAUAAAACAGACAGAGAUAAGUACAAUAGGUUAGCAAGAGAGUGGACAGAGAAAUACGCUAUGUUGUAGGGUACAACAGAAUAUCUCGGGAAUGGACUCAGAAGUAUGCCAUGUGAUGCUACCUUAAAGUCAGAAUAACCUGCAUUAUAGCUGGAAUAAACUUUAAAUUACUGUUCCUUUUUUGAUUUUCUUAUCCGGCUGCUCCCCUAUCAGACCUCAUCUUUUUUAAUUUUAUUUUUUGUUUACCUCCCUCCAUUCAUUCACAUGCUCAUCUGAGAAGACUUAAGUUCUUCCAGCUUUGGACAAUAACUGCUUUUAGAAACUGUAAAGUAGUUACAAGAGAACAGUUGCCCAAGAUUCAGAAUUUUUUAAAAAAAUGGAGCAUGUGUAUUAUGUGGCCAAUGUCUUCACUCUAACUUGGUUAUGAGACUAAAACCAUUCCUCACUGCUCUAACAUGCUGAAGAAUCAUCAGAGGGGGAGGGAGAUGGAUGCUCAGUUGCCACAUCAAAGGAAGCAGCAUUAUUCUAGCAGCAUCCAUUCUUGUGUAAGCCUUCCAGUGUUAGAGAUUUGAGGUUACAUGAUAUACUUUAUGCUCAUAACUGAUGUGGCUGGAGAAUUGGUAUUGAAUUUAUAGCAUCAGCAGAACAGAAAAUGUGAUGUAUUUUAUGCAUGUCAAUAAAGGAAUGACCUGUUCUUGUUCUACAGAGAAUGGAAAUUGGAAGUCAAACACCCUUUGUAUUCCAAAAUAGGGUCUCAAACAUUUUGUAAUUUUCAUUUAAAUUGUUAGGAGGCUUGGAGCUAUUAGUUAAUCUAUCUUCCAAUACACUGUUUAAUAUAGCACUGAAUAAAUGAUGCAAGUUGUCAAUGGAUGAGUGAUCAACUAAUAGCUCUGCUAGUAAUUGAUUUAUUUUUCUUCAAUAAAGUUGCAUAAACCAA
Physeter macrocephalus (sperm whale) is the source of this 1585-nucleotide messenger RNA. RefSeq names its product ubiquitin conjugating enzyme E2 D3 (gene UBE2D3). Gene Ontology annotation, cellular component: nucleus. Lineage: Eukaryota; Metazoa; Chordata; Mammalia; Artiodactyla; Physeteridae. Bases 271 to 717 code for a protein of 148 amino acids. Gene Ontology annotation, molecular function: ubiquitin conjugating enzyme activity. Gene Ontology annotation, biological process: protein polyubiquitination. The transcript is spliced from 9 exons. The record is from RefSeq and is a predicted model, not a curated record.